Messenger RNA from Sitophilus oryzae (rice weevil), 682 nucleotides. RefSeq lists its product as uncharacterized. The record is from RefSeq and is a predicted model, not a curated record. The coding region runs from base 36 to 650 and encodes 204 amino acids. NCBI's taxonomy places the organism in Eukaryota, Metazoa, Arthropoda, Insecta, Coleoptera, Curculionidae. The transcript is spliced from 3 exons.
UUAUUGCAUCUUUAUUAUCGUUAUGUCAAAGGAAAAUGUCUAAACAGAAACCUGUCAAACCUCUGACCCAUUCUGAGAUAUCUAAAAAGAUCAUCUCUAACGAAAAAUCUGUAAGAUUAACUCAGGAAUUGUACGAUUUUUCUGGAAAGUACCGAGACGAAAAUGUGGCCGACUAUAACGGCAAGAUGGAGGGUUUCAUGAAAGCAGCCAAGCAAUACAAAAAGUAUAACGCUGAGACUAUGAUUAAGGAAAAAGUCGUUUUGCACGAUAACUACGAACAGCGAUUGGAUUUAAGCUUUUUAAAGGAGGAUCAUCAUGUUAUAAAGGACUGUGAAAGUCUUUGUUGUUGUUCGACAUCUACGCCAAACUUGACAGGACAGGUUUAUAAAAAACGGACCAUUAGGCCUGCUAAUUUUACACCUAACCCAGUUCCUGAUAUAUGCCUUAACGAACCAUGGUUUAGGCGGUAUUUAACACUGAAUAAAUUUAUCACAGCAGCUAGAACUGUUAUAAUACAGAACAGAUUAUUGAAAGUACUGGAAAAACUCAAGGUUCUUACUCCAGCAGAUAUACUAAAGAUUCAACAAUCUCCUGUUCACAGGAAAUGUGAAGAUUAUCAUUGCCAUCCUGUUUUUGAGAAAUUCCUAUAAAGAAGGAUGAAAAUAGAAAAAAUAGCAUUAAA